AUGCAGGUCUCCUUCAGCGAGGCGGACGUGGGACGGCAUCGGCUGGGCAAGUCCGUGAGACACACGGAGGACCUGAUCGUGACGCCCUUCGCCCAGGUGCUGGCCAGUCUGCGCAGCGUGAGGAACAACUUCUCCAUCCUGGCCAAUGUCCCAACCCCAACAUCCAACAAGAGGUCCCCUGUGGGCAGCCAGCCGACCUUGUGCAAGGCGAUGCUGUCAGAGGAGACCUACCAGCAGCUGGCCAAGGAGACCCUGGAGGAGCUGGACUGGUGCCUGGACCAGCUGGAGACGAUCCAGACCUACCGCUCGGUCAGCGAGAUGGCGUCCAACAAGUUCAAGAGGAUGCUGACCCGUGAGCUCACCCACCUGUCUGAGAUGAGCCGCUCUGGAAACCAGGUCUCCGAGUACAUUUCCAACACAUUCCUCGACAAGCAGAAUGAGGUGGAGAUCCCGCCCCCCACGCACAAGGAGCGGGAGAAGAAGAAGAAGCAGCAGCCCAUGUGCCAGAUCAGCGGCGUGAAGAAGCUCGUGCCCAGCUCCAGCCUAACCAACUCCAGCAUCCCCCGCUUCGGGGUCAAAACCGACCAGGAGGAGCUGCUCAGCCAGGAGCUGGAGAAUCUCAACAAGUGGGGCCUGAACAUUUUCCAUGUCUCCGAAUAUUCCAACAGCCGCUCACUCAGCUGCAUCAUGUACAUGAUAUUCCAGGAGAGAGACCUGCUGAAAACCUUCAAGAUCCCGGUGGAGACGCUGCUGACGUACGUGCUGACCCUGGAGGAGCAUUACCACGCCGACGUGGCAUACCACAACAGCCUGCACGCCGCCGACGUGGUGCAGUCCACGCACGUCCUGCUGGCCACGCCCGCCCUGGAUGCUGUGUUCACCGACCUGGAGAUCCUGGCCGCUCUGUUUGCAGCCGCCAUCCAUGACGUCGAUCACCCGGGCGUCUCCAACCAGUUCCUGAUCAACACCAACUCGGAGCUGGCCCUGAUGUACAACGACGAAUCGGUCCUGGAGAAUCACCACCUGGCCGUGGGCUUCAAGCUGCUGCAGGAGGAGAAUUGCGACAUCUUCCAGAGCCUCGGCAAGCGCCAGCGCCAGACUCUGCGCAAGAUGGUUAUCGACAUGGUGAGCCGGGCUGGGCCGAGCCUGCAGGAAGCUCAGGUGGGCUUCAUCGAUUACAUCGUUCACCCGCUGUGGGAGACGUGGGCAGACCUGGUGCACCCCGACGCCCAGGAAAUCCUCGACACCCUGGAGGACAACCGGGAUUGGUACCACACCAUGAUCCCGCAGAGCCCCUCCCCGCCCCCGGACGAGCAGGACAAGGAUGAGGACGCCUGCCUGGAGAAGUUCCAGUUCGAACUGACGCUGGAGGAGGAGGGCGAGGAGUCGGAUCAGUCGGACCCGGAGUGCUGCAGCCUGGGUCACGAGUUGAACAGCUUCUCCCCUGCGGAGGAGGAGCCGCCGUGCCCAUCCCCAGAGGAGGGGGGCGGGCAGAACGGACUGGCGCACGACACAGCCCCUGGGGCACCGUGACUCUGGGCUUUGGCUCAGCCGCCAGGCGGGAAACCAAACGAAAGCCACACGCGCACCCCCCGCCAUGGACUCUCUUUCGGGGGGAACCGACACACAACUCCCUUUAAAUUAAUGUUGGGUUUAGCUGGGGGAUUUUUAUUGUAUUUUUUACAAAAAAAAAAAAAAGAAAGAAAGAAAAA
Chelonoidis abingdonii (Abingdon island giant tortoise) is the source of this 1712-nucleotide messenger RNA. NCBI's taxonomy places the organism in Eukaryota, Metazoa, Chordata, Testudines, Testudinidae. The record is from RefSeq and is a predicted model, not a curated record.